Messenger RNA from Populus nigra (black poplar), 1271 nucleotides. RefSeq names its product GDSL esterase/lipase At2g42990. The record is from RefSeq and is a predicted model, not a curated record. The coding region runs from base 62 to 1120 and encodes 352 amino acids. The transcript has 3 exons. NCBI's taxonomy places the organism in Eukaryota, Viridiplantae, Streptophyta, Magnoliopsida, Malpighiales, Salicaceae. Gene Ontology annotation, molecular function: hydrolase activity, acting on ester bonds.
UACAGCAAGCCAAUUUCCCUAUACUGUAUUGGCUCGUUCCAAGCUGCUAACAAAUUCUGUCAUGGCAUGCAUGUGGAUCCCAGGGCUAAUUCUCUUCUUAAUACAAAUCCUAAUACUACUAGUUCCUGAAUGUAGCGCAAAAGUUCCAGCCAUCAUAGUGUUCGGGGACUCAUCUGUGGAUUCAGGGAACAACAAUUUUAUUUCCACAAUUGCGAAGAGCAAUUUUGCACCUUACGGCCGUGAUUUUCCAGGGGGUAGUGCCACUGGGCGAUUCUGCAAUGGCCGCCUUCCUCCUGACUUCCUCUCUCAGGCUUUUGGCCUCAAGCCAGCUAUACCUGCCUAUUUGGAUCCAAUGUAUAACAUACAAGAUCUUGCUACUGGUGUUUGCUUUGCUUCUGCUGGAAGUGGCUAUGACAAUGCCACUGCUGAUGUGCUAGGAGUGAUCCCUUUAUGGCAAGAGCUGGAGAACUACAAGGACUAUCAAAGGAGAAUGAAAGCCUAUCUUGGUGCCAAGAAAGCGAAGGAAAUAAUAACAGAGGCUUUAUAUAUAAUGAGCUUAGGAACAAAUGACUUCUUGGAAAACUACUACACCAUCCCUGGCCGAAGAUCACAAUUCACGAUCCAGCAAUACCAGGAUUUCCUCAUCGGACUUGCUGAGGGCUUUGUUAAGAAACUUUAUGCUCUCGGAGCUCGGAAAUUAUCCCUUACAGGGCUUUCUCCAAUGGGGUGUUUGCCGCUGGAGAGAGCUACAAAUUUUAUGCAUCCUAACAGCUGUGUGAAGGAAUACAACGAUCUUGCUUUAGAAUUUAAUGGAAAAUUGAAUCAAUUGGUGGCAAAACUGAAUGAUGAACUUCCUGGAAUGAAAGUGUUGUUUGCAAAUCCAUACGACUUACUGUUGCAACUCAUCACAGCACCCUCACAGUACGGAUUUGAGAAUGCAGAAGUAGGAUGUUGUGGCUCAGGAACAUUUGAGAUGGGAAUUAUGUGUACUCGAGACCAUCCACUUACAUGCACAGAUGCCGACAAAUAUGUAUUUUGGGACGCCUUUCAUCUCACUGACAGAACAAAUCAAAUAAUUUCGGCUUAUUUAUUCAAGGAUCUUAAGUCAAAAUUUCUUUGAGUUGCAGUGUGAUUAUUGGUGGUUGUCUGGUUGAAUUUCGGAUAAAAAGGAAGGUAGCUAUAAUCAUGGGUGAUGAAUGAAUACUACGGUGGUAUAUGUAUGGACUAUGGUGUUUAGAGAUAGCAAUGAGUAUGGGUCUGGAUUUACAAAA